Messenger RNA from Callithrix jacchus (white-tufted-ear marmoset), 1818 nucleotides. NCBI's taxonomy places the organism in Eukaryota, Metazoa, Chordata, Mammalia, Primates, Cebidae. The record is from RefSeq and is a predicted model, not a curated record.
AUUUAUAUUCAAUGAGGAAGCCACUUCAAUCAACAACUUCUGCUGCGUUAUUUUUCCAAGAUGAACCGAUACACAACCAUGGGACAGCUGGGGGACAGUGCCUAUGGGAGUGUGCUUAUGGCCAAGAAUAAUGAGUCCGGGGAACUGGUGGCCAUCAAAAGGAUGAAGAGAAAGUUCUAUUCUUGGGAUGAAUGUAUGAACUUGAGAGAAGUUAAGUCUCUGAGAAAAUAACAUCCUAAUGUUAUUAAAUUGAAAGAAGUUAUCAGAGAAAAUGACCACCUUUAUUUCAUAUUUGACUAUAUGAAAGAAAACCUCUAUCAAUUAAUGCAAGACCAAAACAACUUGUUCCUUGAGUCAGUCAUCAGAAAUAUUAUGUAUCAGAUAUUGCAAGGGCUGGCUUUUAUCCAUAAACAUGGGGUUUUUCAUAGGGACUUGAAACCAGAAAACUUGCUUUGUAUGGGUCCAGAACUUGUGAAAAUUGCUGAUUUUGGACUUGCAAGAGAAUUAAGGUCACAGCCACCGUACACUGAUUAUGUCUCUACUAGAUGGUAUUGUGCCCCUGAAGUUUUGCUGAGAUCUUCUGUGUAUAGCUCUCCCAUUGAUGUGUGGGCUGUUGGAAGUAUCAUGGCUGAACUCUAUAUGUUAAGGCCACUUUUCCCAGGGAAAAGUGAGAUUGAUGAAAUCUUUAAAAUUUGCCAAGUUUUAGGGACUCCCAAAAAGAGCAACUGGCCAGAAGGAUACCAGCUGGCAUCUUCUAUGAACUUUCGUUUUCCCCAGUGUGUUCCUAUAAACUUAAAAACUCUGAUUCCCAAUGCCAGUAAUGAAGCUAUUCAGCUCAUGACUGAAAUGUUGAAUUGGGCUCCAAUGAAACAACCAAGAGCAAGCCGGGCAUUGAAACACCCAUAUUUUCAAGUUGGUCAGGUAUUAGGCCCUUCCUCAAAUAAUCUGGAAUCAAAACAGUCUUUAAAUAAGCAGCUGCAACCAUUAGAAUCAAAGCCAUCUUUAGUUGAAGUAGAGCCCAAGCCUCUACCAGAUGUAAUUGAUCAGACUGUUGAACAAUCCCAGUCAAAAACUAGCCAGCAGCCACUGCAGCCCAUUCAGCCGCCACAGAACCUGAGCGUCCAGCAACCAGCAAAGCAACAGAAUCAGCAGAAACCGCCGCAAACACGAUUCUCAAACAUCAUCAGAAACAUGCCAACUAAGCCAAAUGGCACACUGAAUCAUAAAAGUGGUAGGAGGCGUUGGGGCCAGACUAUCUUCAAAUCUGGAAAAAGCUGGGAAGGGUUGGAGGACUAUGAUUUCGGAGCCUCCCAUUCCAAGAAGCCAAGCAUGGGUGUUUUUAAAGAAAAAAGGAAGAAAGAUUCUCCAUUUCGGCUUCCAGAGCUGGCACUCUCGGGCUCCAACCACUUGCUAGGGGAAAACAAGAGCCUACCUGCUGCUAUUUCCGUAAAGUCUGAUUCUGAAUUGUCAACUGCCCCAGCCUCUAAAGAGGACUACUUGAAACAAUCAAGAUAUCUUUCAGGUAUGAAUCCCAAGAACAUGUCCUUGAUAGCCAGUGGAAAGGAAAUAAACCCCCACACGUGGAGCAAUCAGUUAUUCCCUAAGUCACUGGGACCUGUCAGGGCAGAACUUGCUUUCAAAAGGAGCAAUGCAGAAGAAAGCAUAAUUAAACCAACUGAAAAACCAUCAUGCAAUGAAACUUUUCCUGAAAAAUCAGAGGACCCACAAGGUAAUUUCUGGGCAUCAGAUGAAUGCAAUUUGCUCUUUGAAUCUCUUGUCUAAUUUUCUUCUCAACAUUUGUCCCUGAUCCUGACAUAA